AACCUGUCAAACUGAACUAUCUCAGCCGGGUGCGGAGGAAACCGCUGUCUUCUCUCAAAGUGUGGCUCCAAAGAAAGUUUCUGCUUCUUCACUGAAAUCGAGGACUUCAAGGAAGCGGUUUAAUCCAGUUGGGAGAUGUUUGCCAUAGCUACCAGAAACUUUGUGGAGGAGGUGGACAACGGAGGUCUGCUGAUCCCGGUGUCCAGCGUGAACGACUCUGACUCUAUUGCUCCUCUGCGGGUGGUGGUGAAGCGAAAGCGAUACUGGUUCUGGCAGAAGCACAAGUAUCUUCCCACUGAUUUUGUCCUCAGUGAUCUACUAACAGGAGACACACCUAUAAAGCCAGUUGUGGUCGAGACAGACUUCAUCAAAUUCACUGGGACAUUCGGUGACAACAUUCAAGGAGGCGUGAAUGCAAGCUUUGUCCGCACCAGUGCCAACGUGGGCGGCAAACGCUCCGCCAAACUCCAGUCGCUAUUUGGAAGUUUGAAGAAAGAGGAGGUGGAUGUGCAGAAGCUGCUGCGAGACUCCAAAGACAGGGUCCUGGACAUGUCUCAUGAUCUGAUCCAGCAAACCAAGGAGAAGCCCAGACAGCUUCUGGGGAUUGUGAAGGAGUGUAUUGUGACCACUCAGCCCUGUUCAGUGAUAGAGGAGGUGCAGCAGGGCGGCCAGUGUGGAGCAAGUCUGACUAUCUGCGGCCCCAACAGCACUAAGCUGUGUUUAAUGUCAAACACCGAUGGAGGUUUUGAAGUAGACGGGCCUGUUAAGAAAGGAGUCGUGAGUGUCUGCAGAGCUGCUGCAGAUUCUUCUGCAAAUAGCCACCUUCACCAAGAAUUGGAGAAACUCAGUGAUAACUUCCAGCUGCUCUCGGCUCUCCCUGAGUCCACCAGGUCCUCUCUGCUCCAGCAAAUCACCAAACUCAUGCAGGACCGAGCAGCCAUCAGUGCACUUCAGAGUGUGCUGGACCACAUGUGCCUGAAUAAGAAACCUAACCUGAGCGAUGUCGCAACAACAGAGUCUCAACGACAGAACAUCCAAGUAAUCCUGGAUCUUUUGGAGCAGUGUGGUCAGGAGGGGUCAGCUCAGUCCACAUCCGUCCUCACAGCCCUCCACCUCAUCACCAGCGCCUUGGAUGAGAUGACAAAUGACUGCCUGGCUACAUUGGGAAUGUGCUGCAGCCCUGCAGAGUUACAGACCCUGGAGAGACUGGUGCAGUGCGUAUGUGGAAACGGAGAGCUGCCUCUGAGCAGCGCCGGUCUGACAGAGAACAUCUAUGAAAAGGCUGAGCAUCUGUUUGCCUCCUCUAACGUGUCCCUGAAGAAAGACGGGGACGUGGUGAAGACCGAAAUAAACCCAGAGCCGGGACAUCUUCCUCUGGUCCUGUGCAUCGCUGUCAGGGGUCUCGCCUCAUUGGCCCACAGUGUUUGAACAGGAGACAACUUUACAUCCAGCAGAAACUUGAAAUGCCCACACAGGUAUGAGGUUAAACGGGACCACACGGAUAAAAUGCAAUCUGUGUUUUUACUCCCUCUUGUUUUUUUUUUUUAUAGCUGCAGGAUGUCUUUUUAACAGUGUGUUCUUUAGCACAUGCAUUUUCUGCACAACCACUGGUGCUGCAACAACAACAACAACAGGGCUUUGUUAACGAACUGGUCUAUUUCUUGUUGAGAUGAUUUGGUCUGGAGUCAAAUAUAGCACAUGACAAUCAACAUCCCUACUCUAUUUAUUAUUGGAUAAUUGUAUAAAUAGAUAUAUAGAACUUGAAUAACUAAAUUUUGUAUGAAUUUUGACAAUCAGUUUAGGUAUUGAUUUUGGACUCUUGGCUAAAUAAAGUAAGCAUACAAAAAAAAAACUGGAUUAUAUGAGCAACAUAAACAUACAGAUGAAUCCGAAUAUACUUUGUAAUAUUUAGAUUUUUAGUCUAAUAUUGCCCUUGAUGGUAACAUGUGUGCGUAAUCCUCAAGCAGAGCUGCAACAAUUAAAAUAAUCACCAACUUUUUGAUGAUUCAUUAAUUGGUUGAGCAAUUUUUCUAGAAAAAAAAAAAAGUCUAAUUUCUCUGAUUCCAGCUUCUUAAACUU
Messenger RNA from Stegastes partitus (bicolor damselfish), 2079 nucleotides. RefSeq names its product gasdermin Eb (gene gsdmeb). NCBI's taxonomy places the organism in Eukaryota, Metazoa, Chordata, Actinopteri, Pomacentridae. Gene Ontology annotation, cellular component: cytoplasm. The record is from RefSeq and is a predicted model, not a curated record. The coding region runs from base 136 to 1428 and encodes 430 amino acids. The transcript is spliced from 10 exons. Gene Ontology annotation, biological process: programmed cell death.